Raphanus sativus (radish) is the source of this 1095-nucleotide messenger RNA. RefSeq names its product heme-binding-like protein At3g10130, chloroplastic. The record is from RefSeq and is a predicted model, not a curated record. The transcript is spliced from 8 exons. Bases 72 to 956 code for a protein of 294 amino acids. NCBI's taxonomy places the organism in Eukaryota, Viridiplantae, Streptophyta, Magnoliopsida, Brassicales, Brassicaceae.
AAAUAUUUUUUUCUUUUUUUCCGGGAAACAUUCGGUGUUGGGGGUCGCGAUUGGGAAGAAGAAGAAGAAGAAUGAUGAGCUCCAUUGGAUCAUCUCUUUCUCUGUUCUGUUGUUCUUAUCCGAACCGUAAACAGAGGAGAUGCUCUGUCCUUUGCUCCGGCGUCAGAACCGCUGCGGCUAGGCGGCAGAGUCGGGAUCUGUCCGCAACCGAAGCUAGAGUUUCUCUCGUUCUCGCUCUCGCCUCCCAGGCCUCCUCUGUUUCUCAGCGCCUUUUGGCUGAUUUGGCUGUGGAGACUGCGAAGUAUGUGUUUCCGAAGAGAUUCAAUAGCUCGAACCUUGAAGAAACCUUCAUGUCUGUUCCGGAUCUCGAGACUAUGAACUUCAGAGUUCUAAGCAGGACAGAUCGAUACGAGAUCAGAGAAGUCGAGCCUUAUUAUGUGGCCGAGACUACAAUGCCAGGGGGAACUGGAUUUGACUUCUAUGGUGCUUCCAGGUCUUUUAAUGUCUUAGCUGAGUACCUCUUUGGUAAGAACACGGUAAAUGAGAAAAUGGAGAUGACCACUCCUGUUGUUACUCGUAAAGUCCAGUCUGUUGGAGAAAAGAUGGAGAUGACUACUCCAGUAAUAACUAGGAAGGGGAAAGAUCAAACCCAAUGGCAGAUGUCUUUUGUCAUGCCCUCGAAGUAUGGCUCAGAUUUGCCACUGCCUAAAGAUCCUUCAGUCAAGAUACAGGAGGUGCCACGGAAGAUCGUUGCUGUUCUCGCCUUCUCAGGAUACGUAACAGAUGAAGAGAUUGAGAAACGGGAGCAAGAACUAAGGCGAGCUCUUCAGAAUGACAAGAAGUUUCGAGUGAGAGAUGGUGUUUCAGUCGAAGUUGCACAGUACAAUCCACCAUUCACUCUCCCGUUCACCCGCCGCAACGAGGUCUCUUUAGAAGUGGAAAGCAAAGAGUAUUAGCCCCUUCAUUGGUUAUAUACACGUAUACACACACACGCACACACUUGUAUACACUCUGUAAUAUAGCUGUGUUAAAAGACAAGACGCGUUUACUUGAAUAGUUGAAUGUGAGUAAGUAAACCAUUAUUGAUUCACUUUA